CUUUUCCUCCUCCUCCUCAUCUCCUCCUCCUCCUCCUCCUCCUGGCCGCUGCGGCGCGGGGGCUGCGGGCGGAGCGGCGGCGCCAUGAGCGGGGCGGCGGCGGCCAAGAGCGAGAAGCUGGACGAGGCUCAGGCGCUGGCCCGCAGCUGCGCGGGCAGACCCGACUUCCAGCCGUGCGACGGGCUCUCGCUCUGCGCCACGCACAGCCACGGCCGCUGCUUCCGCCUGCACUGGUGCUGCCACCUGGGAUGGUGCCACUGUAAAUAUGUCUACCAGCCCAUGACGCCCGUGGAGCAGCUUCCCAGCACCGAAAUACCCGUCCGCCCUCGGGAGUCUCCGAACACAAUCCAGAUCUCCGUCUCGCUCACCGAACACUUCCUCAAGUUCGCUCCCGUCUUCCAGCCCCCGCUGCCCCCCGACUCCCCGCAGUUCUGCACCAUCGCAGACCUCUUCAUUGACAAUUACCGCGUGAAAUGCAUCAACGGGAAGAUGUGCUAUGUGCAGAGGCAGCCUCCCCCCGUGCCCCACAAGACAAAGCCCGAGGAAGUCUCUGUUCGCAAUGCCUUAAUCACAAAAGAGAGCAAUACACCAAAAACAGAUCACUGCUCGUCCCCUUCCAGCUCUGAGGACUCCGGGAUCAAUGCGGUGGGGGUUCACUACAUGGAGUCGUGCGAUGAGGACACGGAGGGGGUGGCCGAGCUGAGCUCAGAAGAAGACUACAGCCCAGAUAGCAGCUGGGAACCAGAUGAGUGCCCGCUCUUGUCACCCUCGCAGUGUGAAAUGGAAGUGAUUGAGACUAUAGAAACCACCGUGUGAUCCGACGAGUUGGUGUCAGAUCAGUCCAGUUCCCACUCAGUAACGUUGCUUUUGUAGUCUUUAUAUUUUCUGUUUUUUUUCUGACAAUCCCUUUUUUCCAGUGCACUUGAUAUUUCGGAUUCCUCACGGGAGCGCGGCCACGGGACUUGCAUAUUGGUGAAACAGCAGCAGCCUGAGCAAUUUUAACGUGUUCUCAGCCUGAUCAGAUCUCCCACGUCUGCACGUAAGGUAGUGAUAAAUCUUAAGACUUUUAUAGCUGGAAAAAGGCCUUUUUCUUGGUCUGGGUUACAUCAUAACGCUACUUCUCAUACGAGGAUGUGCCACUCAGCAUGUUUUCAGCACUCGGGAUGUUUGCUGGGGGCCUUCAAAGCACAGAGGGUGAGCUGGUGCAGCACGCCUGUGAGCAGCAAAACCAAGUUGUCCUUAUUUCUUACAAAGAACUAUGCGAAGCGCAGCGACAAGAGGCUUUUUCUGUCUCUGGCCUUCCGCGUGGUCCAUGCUUUUUUCUAGUGCUGGCGUGACCCUUCUCGAAUGCUGUUGGUACCACUCUUCCAGUGGGUUGGUAUGGCAGGCAAGAGAACGCACAAAGUGCCUCCAACUUCUCCAGGCUAUGCACCGAGCAUCUGCUGAGUUAGGUCCGGCUCUGAAAUCUCCUGGGAGGGCAGCUGUUGCUCCUGAGGGUCAUCCGUUGCCCGGGUCCAGCCGCUCCUUCCUCUGCAUGGAUCUUUGGAAGGGGAUCUGGCUUUUGCAGCUCAGCAGGAGGGGGAGCAGGCAGGGAGGAAGCGCGGCAGUACCAAUACCAAUCUAGACUGGGGUGUAAAGCGAAGGCGAAGGGCAGUGACUACCUCCAAACAUGCAAAACCCACCCCUAGCUUUGCCCGCUGCUUCCUCCCGCGCCGCGCUGGUUGUGCCCAGAUACGUGCACUCAGGACCAAACGGCCUCAGGGCCCGCAUUUGCCUGAAGAAAAACAAAGAUUAAAAACAAAACAUUUGAGCCACACCACUGUGCUGGCAGAGCUCGGGGACGGCGUGGAGGUGCCCGUGCGAGGAAGCCCGUGCACUUGGCAGUGCUGGUCACGGUACCGCCUGGGGUCAUCCUAGCUGGGCCAGGAGGCUUCGGCUCACUCAGUUCAAGAGCAGGUUUUCAAUAGAGCUCUCCUCAAGCAGCCGAGGAGAAAGAGCCGUUCUGCUGGAGGGCUGGUUUCAGCUUGAGUCAGUUGGAGUCAGUAAUGACUGUUUUGCAGCAGCGUUACUGAACUGCUUUGUGUGUUUGCAGUUUACGUUUCACAAGUCACUGGUGAAUAUAAGGCUGUAUAAACAUGUACAGUUUAGUGAUUGAUACUAGAUAUAGUCGGUGUCAUAGGGUGGCUCAUCUCUCACUGUAUCCUGACAAUGUAUGACUAAUUUUAUACACUUUGUAAUCAGUAUCUUUAGGAAACGUUUAGGCAACAGUGUGUGUCUGUGCACAUGCGCGUGUGCUAGGAGUUUACCAUCAAUGGUUAUAAAGUAAUACUGUACUUUUUAGACUAACACUUUCGGACAAAAAUAAUAGGUUUUAUAGUUUUGAUGACUUCUAUAAAAAGUGCAAUGCUUGUUAAACGAGGAACUUGGGCCAUUGCAUGGACAGAUGCGUUCUCACAAGGCACUUACAAAGCAUUCUGUUUUUCUGAGGGCAUUUAAGCAAAGGCUGUAGUAGGACUAAGUAG
Lagopus muta (rock ptarmigan) is the source of this 2522-nucleotide messenger RNA. RefSeq names its product chromosome 9 C3orf70 homolog (gene C9H3orf70). The record is from RefSeq and is a predicted model, not a curated record. The coding region runs from base 85 to 816 and encodes 243 amino acids. Lineage: Eukaryota; Metazoa; Chordata; Aves; Galliformes; Phasianidae. The transcript has 2 exons.